ACGGCAGCAUAGGAAGUAAAUAGGGGGUCAUCCAUAGUGUCCCAUGAAACUCUUGAACUUCACUAACUGCUGGCGUACGAUACUCAUCUAGAAGCAGCAUAAUCUGUAAAAUAAACCCGAAGAGAUUGUUCACUGGUUCGUGAUUGGGUCAUACCUGACCAGGCUUCCGAAGUUUCUCUAGUGCUUAUCAAACUUGUCAAAUUUUUGCAAAGAUUACGUGCCAAAUUUGCUUAUUUUCAAUUUGAGAAAUAAUGAAUUCUUCAACCUAAGGAAUGAACUAACCACCUAGUCCUAAACUGAAAAUUUGCACUAGACUGCGCAAAUCCGCAAAAUAAACGACUCCGGUUUUUUUUCCUUCUGUCAUGAACGACUCCAGUUUCCAAUUAUUUUCUCUGAAAACCUCCAAUCUCAAAAGUCAAAACCCAAAAAACAAAGACCUGCAAUGUCACGAAAAAAACAAAGCAGCAACCCGCAACAACCCUAGCCCCUCCAUCGCCCAUUCCUCUUCGGCUGUUGCUCCGUCAACGCCGCCGGCGCCUCUUCGAAUCUCCCUCGCCUGCGCUGCCGGCUCAUUUUCUGUUCUCUUACCUUCUGCGCCGCUCCUCUUCUGUUUCCCCUCCUCUGCUGCUCUGCCACCGGUCUGCUCCGCCUCCACAUCUGAGCUACUUUUCCGUCGGUUUUCUCUUCUCUGCUUUCUGGUGCUUCUUACUGCUGCUGAUUUUGAAUUUGGAGACACAGAUUUGAUCCUUCAAAGAAUCAUAGCGGUAUAGUGGCCAAAGAUUGGUACCGCCGCUAAAAGCGUCUUCGCAGGUAUCGACCGACGCCUUCUUUCACUCGCAGAUCGCAGUUAAGUUUCUGAAGCUUCAUUGUAUGCUGUGAUUAUUCAAAUGGUUUCUUUUGGAAGUUGUAGUAUUUAUAGAAGAACAGAGAAUCGUUUUCUUAUGUGUUCAAUUCUCAAAUUUCGUAGCAUAUAUGGUUCCUUUAAAUUCUUUCAUUCUAAACUUAACCGGGGUUCCAGUGCUUCAGAUAAAACCUCCAAACUGGAACCAAAUAGGAAUAAUCACAAUAGGGUAGGGAUUUUUUGGGACUUAGAUAACAAGCCACCAAACCCAAUUCCACCUUAUGAAGUUGCCAAUAAGCUUAGAAUUGUUGCAUCUUCAUUUGGGGUUGUUAGGCAUAUGGUAGCUUAUGCAAAUAGCCACACUUUCAGCAGUGUCCCACACGCUGUCCGGCAGAGGAGGAAAGAGAAGGAGCUGUAUAACCGACUGGAGAGCAAGGGCGUCAUCAAGCGGAAUGAGCCUCAUGUUUGCAGGGUUUGUGGGAGAAAGUUUUACACUAAUGAGAAGCUUGUUAACCAUUUCAAGCAGCUACAUGAGAGCGAGCAAACGAAAAGGGUAAACCAGAUAGCGUCGGCAAGGGGGAGCCGGAGGGUGAAGUUGGUGGCAAAGUAUUCGAUGAAGAUGGAAAAAUAUAAGAAGGCUGCAAGGGAUAUUCUUACUCCAAGAGUAGGGUAUGGUUUGGCGGAUGAGCUCAAACGCGCAGGAUUUUGGGUUCAGACCGUGUUGGAUAAGCCACAGGCUGCGGAUCGUGCAUUGGAAAGUCACAUGGUUGAUAUGAUGGAUCAUAGGAGGGUUGAGUGCAUAGUACUUGUGUCUGAUGAUUAUGAUUUCGCUAAUGUAAUAAGGGAAGCGAAGCUACGAUGUCUGAAGACAGUUGUCAUUGGGGAUACUAGUGAUGGUGUAUUGAAGAGGAUUGCUGAUACGUCCUUUUCUUGGGAGGAAAUUCUAAUGGGGAAAGCUAAAAAGGAGGCUGUAUCAGUUGUUGAGAAUUGGAAGGAUCGUGAUAUUUUGAAAAGGUUAGAGUGGACAUACAAUCCAGAGGUGGAUAAAAAGAAAUACGAUCCGGCUGAUGUGGUUAUUGAAGAAUCAGAAGAUGAGAAUAUUGAAGAUAUUUGUGAUGAUGUUGAUGAUGACUAUAAGGAUGGUGGAGGUGCUUGGUGGGAGUUAGAUUCAGAUGAAAAUGUCACAAAUGAACAGACACGAAAAGUAUAGCUAGAUGAAAUUGUUAAAAUGCUAUUGGUUUGUAUUUUCGUUUUCUAUUGUCUUUCAGUUUUUCUAAUUCUGUGGAAGAGAGAUUGAAAAUAGUAAAAGUAACAAAACCAUGUUUUCCCUAUUUUCAAUUUUCAAUUAAAAUUCUGAAAAUAAGAAAUAAAACAGAAACCAGUCACACCCUUACUUGAC
This is a messenger RNA of Arachis ipaensis, 2240 nucleotides long. RefSeq lists its product as uncharacterized. Lineage: Eukaryota; Viridiplantae; Streptophyta; Magnoliopsida; Fabales; Fabaceae. The record is from RefSeq and is a predicted model, not a curated record. Gene Ontology annotation, molecular function: RNA nuclease activity.